Molecule: messenger RNA, 1987 nt
Organism: Blepharisma stoltei
Lineage: Eukaryota; Ciliophora; Heterotrichea; Heterotrichida; Blepharismidae
Source: the annotation of a GenBank genome assembly
AUGGCCUUAGUAUCAGAGAAAAGACAACUACUACCCAACAUAUCAGAAUUAAAAGCCGAAUACUUAAGAAAACUCAACGAAUUAGAGCUAGAAAAAGAAGAAGCAGAAUAUUAUCAACGAAGCUACAAGCGUAAGCUUGAAAAGCUUAAUCAAGAAAAACGGAAUUAUCAUACCAAAAUAACAGAGCUCGUUCUAAAAAUGACACCAAACCAAACAGAAGAAUCCAGCAGCGAUAAGUCUUUCGAGUUUGAAGACUGUUCUAUCCCUUUUCAAAAUAUCGAAAGCGAACCAAAAGAGGAUCUCCAAGAAAAGGAAGAGCAAGAGCAAUUAGCAAAAGAGCGAGAAGCUUUAAAAGUCCUAAAAGAGCAAUUAGAGCAAGAUUUAUCCAAGCUUCGCAGAGAAAAGCACAAAUUUUCUGUCCAAAAAAGAAUUUCUAUGCAGUCACAAAAUAAAAUUGCUGAUUCCAAUAAGCCGAUAGAAAUCACCAGAAAUAAAAUUCUCACUCCCACCCUCCUAAGCGAACAAGAUUUUUUUGUUCGCUCACGAGGGGGGUAAUUUUUUUUUUUAAAAAAUUUAUAUAUAAAUUUUAUAGAAAAUUUUUUUUUUCGAAAUUCUAAAAAAUCUUAAUUCGCAAAAAUUGGAAGCAAAUAUUAAUUUAAUUUAAAAAAUUUAUGUUUCAAAACGCAAUUUGUUUAAAUUAAACAGAAUUAGUUCGAGAUUUCGUUAUAAUAAUUAUCACUUAUAUAUAAAAUUUUUUUUUCUAUAAACAAUUUUUCUAUUAAAAAAGUUUUUGUUCACUCACGGAGGGUGGGUUUUUGGGCAAAAAAUAGAGAUUUUCUAACUCCCCCCCUUUAAAUUGGAACUAAAAAUUUUGUUCCAAUUUAAAGGGGGGGUUAAUUUUUUUUUUUUUAAAAAAAUUAUCCAUAUAAAAUGUUUAUAAAAAAAAAAAAAAUUUAUAUAAAAUUUUUAAAAAAAGAAUUUAUCGAAUUAGAUCAAUAAGUUUGUUUGAUGAAAUGCUAUUUACUCUUUAUCCUUUAAAACAAAGCAAGAUAUAACUAAAAUUUUUAUUAUUAGUUAAUACGCCACUAUUAAUUGGUAUCAAAUUAUUUACACAAAAAUUAUUAUUUUAUUGAUAAAAAAAAAUUAAAAAAAAAAAAAAAAUUUAGAAAAUUUAUCGAUCAAAGUGCUAAUUUUGUUUAAAUAAGAUGUUAUUUAUGCUUUAUUCUUUAAAUUAAAGCAAUAAAUAAGUAAAUUUUAAAAUUUUAUAAGGAAUUCGCAUUGAAUUUAUAUCAAAACUAUUUAAAUAAAAAAUAUCAUUUUUAUCAAAAAAAAUAAAAAUUUUUUGAAAAAAAUUUUAAAAAAAAAAAAUUUAAUUUUUUUUUUAAAUUUAACAAUUAAGGAUAAUAAAUUUAUUUAAAUAAGAUGCUUUUUAUACUAUCUUCUUUAAAGAAGAGAAGAUAUAACUAAAUUUUGAAUUUUAGUUAAUAAGAAACAUUUAACUUAUAUCAAAACUUUUUAGAUAAAAAUUAUAUAUAAUUUUUUAUUAUAAAAUUAAAUUUUGUUCCAAUUUAAAGGGGGGGUAAUUCACCAAAAAAGUGGAAAUUUUACCUAUAUUUUGUUCCAAUUUAAAGGGGGGGUGGAGUAAUGGUUUUGUUCGCUUACGGAGGGGGAAGUCAGCAAAUGCGGAAGCCUAGAUAAAAUAAAUAGUUCAGAGGCUACAGACUUCGAACAAGAAAAGCGAGAAAUCGAACAAGUAAGAUUUACACUGGCACAGAAGCAAAAAAUUCUUGAAGAUUCUUAUAAAAAGGUCCAAGAAGAAAGAGCAAUUUUAGAAAAAGAAAAAAAAGAUUUUGAAGAAAAAGUGUCGUGUUUUGAUAAAGGAAAAUCAGAAAUAAAAAAAACCAUUCCCAAAAUGACGCCGAAUAUUCCAAAAAGCCCUUUGAGAUUUCGAGCUUUAAACCAGUCAGCAGGAAAAUUGGUAUUUUAA